CGGACAUUUCCUGCGCACUUUAAAGUCCGGCUGGCAAGAAAAGAAGCGUUCAUUUUAUAUAAAAAAAAAAGGAAGGAUAUUUCUAUUUGAGCUGUGUCUAUAAGGCUCGUAGUAAAAUGACAACUAGAAAUAGAUUUCUACCUGCUUUUUGGUCGUUGAGUUUAGUUUAGUUGAGCUGAAGUUGAAGUUGGUAGAUGGAGGGAGAUGGAACGAGGGCGUAAAGCUCUUUUCUUAUUCUUUUGUUGUAGGCUUUUUUAUCUUCGGUGUAGAUGGUGAAAAAAGCAAAGAGCAGUAUUGGAAUCAUCAUACCAGAUGUGAUAAAGAGGAUUCCCUGUAAUGUCUUAUAUGGGUGUACCAAAUGAUUGAAAGCGCUCACUACUUUAAUAAAUAAAUAUAGGAAAAAAGAACGUAUCACGAGGAAUCCAUGUUAUAUAACGAAAAUCUUAGCUCGAAGAAGUAUCCCAUAUGAAAGCAAUAAUGAGACUGGCGACUUGGAUGGUUUGCGUCCAAUUCCUUGUAUCUUGAUGAUUACCAGGUUUAUCGAUUACUGGUAUCGUUCAUCUUUAUGUCGUUGAUGGUUUUUUUUGGUGUACAUCGUCGGCAUAUAUAUGACAAUCGUUUAUAUAUUUCUGAACGUUUGUUGCGGUCAUACCUUUCCAGUAGAACUUUUCGCAUAUGCGAUUUGUUAGUUGACUUUUUUUCGUGAAUUGGACUUGGUUGCACUAUGUGUAUAGAUGCUAGUAAUGUCCAGGGACACGAUUAAUUGGAUGAAACGCUUGAAAGACAGUCUAUUUUAGGCAGACCAGUCUAGUCUUCCAGUCUGAAGAUCGUAACUGUAAAAUGAUGGUCUAUAUCCUCUCUCUAAACCAGCAUUCGUAAUCUGUUCCGACCUCGUAUUCAGAAUUUCAGUAUCUCGCUUUUUAAUGUUUGUUUACUUGCAUAUUUAGCGACGACCCCUUAUGCUUAUGAAUAUCAGCUUCGCUAAAACACAAUUACUGAAUUGAAUUGUAGUAUUGAUUCUAUUAUCGAAGUAUCCUCUUAUGACGGUAAUUGCUGGGUUUGUCACGAUUCCCUGCACAAGUCGGUGAUAUGCAUCCCGAAUGCAGUUACAGAAACAGGUAAUGAGGUAAGUAUAACUCUUGCCUUUUCAAUUGUAUGCAAAAGAUUGUCCCAAUACCUUGUCACAAUCGCAAAUUGUGUGCCCUCGUAUCUCAUCUGAUCUCAUCUGCUUAUUGAGGCAGUUCUCCGUCCUCUUCUGUGGACCUAGAGUUAAUUUGGCGUUACUGAAAUUCCCAUAUGUGUUCACAUUUAGCUCUCUACUGGGCUCAUCCAUUUGGUAGUAUUCAGUGUACUUGAUGUGAACUGAAAGCAUUCUUCAUGUGAUCUACCAAUGGCUUGGAAUGAAGGUAUUAAUUAUACACAUCCUCAAGCUGAUUCUUCGUCACGUUCUGCCCUAUCAAAGUUAAUAAGUGGGUGUUUGUUGACACUGCAGAGACCAGCGUCUGAAUAAAUAUCAUCCAUAUCACAUCCCCAUUAUCAUAUUGACUAUUUAUUUGAUGUAUUAUGUUCUUUGUCGCUAGAUAGGUUAAUAGUUAAAGGAUAAACUCUUUUACCUGUCUUAUUGCGGUCUAUAACUAACCACACACGACAUUUAGGUGCCAAUCAAAAUAUUUAGCAAAAUUAUCUGUGAUUUCUAACUCUUCGAAUAGAUCCCUGAUACGUUGUCGAGAGGACACAUUCCUUUCGAUGCAAGAGGCUUCCAUUUUCAAAGUACUUUCUUUUCACAUUCGAGAUCAACAGAAAGAGACCAUAAACAUUAUCCUGACAAUGACGGAUGGAAAUGUCACUUUUGAAGUAACCAUCCUUUGUUAUCAAGGAAAAGAAAAUAAAGGAAUAAAUAAAGAAAAGCAGUGAAAAUAUCGAAAAUGGAUUCAAUAAAUAGAAAAGAAUCCUCAAAGAUGAGCUUGUCUAUGUUAAGAACAACUUGAUUGCUCAUUACCAAAAAAAAAAAAAAAAAAAAAAAAGAAUUAUAGGAUCUUUCAGAUAGGAUAGCCUUUACGACUGCAAGGUAUAAAAACUUAAUGGAAUGGAAGUAUCUCGUUUUCAUCCAAUUUAUAAAAAGACAUUCAGCAGCAAUUCGUAUUUAUGAAACACAUUCCAGACGAAAGGAGUAGACCUCGAAUGGAAGACGAGAAAAGGAUAAUGAGCCAUCCGAAAAAGCAAUCUACCAUAAGAUGAAGUCUCUUCUAGUACACCCUUUCCAUUUUCAGUGAUUGAUUCUUUUGCUUGGUAAAAAGAUAUUUUCUUUUUAUUUGUUUAUCUUCAUCCAAGGGCUAGCAGUAACGAUAUGCUUAGGUAACACAUGUAAACACUUUUCUUUCGAUCUAAUUUGAAGGAUUUUUCGCCGUUUGAGUCAGUUUUAUUUGUCAUUUUAUAAGGAAAAUUCUCUCCUUAUGAAUCUUUUUCACCUGAUGUGUCAUGAAUUCGGUAAGUGAAAACAGGAUUGGGUGUUUAAGCCCAAUUCAAGUCAUAAUAAUUCCAUGCAGAAAGUAUGAGAGAAUUAUCUACCUUGAUAGAAGAGCCCUUGUUGCGUGUUUCGAUUGAGCUAAGAACUACUUCAGCUAGCCGGGUUUGCUGAAAUGUUGUUUCCCAUCUGAUAACAAAUUAGAGCGUUUCAAAUCUGUGUAGACACCCCAAUAACAAGUUGAAAGUAUCAACCAAGCAAAAACGAACUGGGUCCACCGUAUCACCCCGUCUCGAAAACACCGGCCAACUCCAAUAUUGAACGCAAGCCUGAAGACUUCGGUUACUUCAGUUACUCUAGAGAAUCCUUUGACCUCAUGAAAGUACAAUUGGAAGAUAACCAAUAAAUUUUUUUUUUCAGUCUUAUCGGAAAAAGAAUAUCCAACAGGGAAAGUUUUCUCAUGAGCAAGUUUUACGAAGAACACAGAAGAGAUGUCAGAAGUAUGAAAGUUGCAAGUGAAAUUCAGCUUACAAAUCUUGGGUAUAGUCAAGUAGAGUUCAACGUUACCAAUGUAUGCAGAUGUUGUUUCUCUAGAUGUCCAGCAGAGCUUUCUUGAGUACCGUUUUCUAGAACCUCUGAUCUCCUAAGAUUUGUUUUUUGAGCAACUACCAGAUGUUUAAAGAUAGCAAAAGGAAAAGCUUUGUUAACACAGACAAAAAACGAAAAUAGUAGGAAAGCAGCUUUCUUUAUUGCUUUUUGAGCAAAAAAUCCUAUGCUACGACUCUUUGAAAGAAUCGUUUAGUCUGUUUAUUAUGAGCGAAUCAAAGCUUUGACUUGAGACAACAUCAAUACCAUCUCAAUGAAGAUUUUCAUUGACUUGUUUGGAUCCUUCGUUAACACAGAUUGGAAUUAAGAGCGACAAGCCUUGGAAAAGCUUACAGGUGAAAUGAACAAUCCUUAUGUUUACAAUCAAGUCUUGCACUUGUCUAAGCAAAAUAGAUAACACUUAGCAUAGCUUACCUCUAGUGGAAUGCUUUUUGCUUUUGCUUGAAUGAAACACAUGCAAAAAGAUAUUUUCGUUCUGUGUCAUUAUCUCCUUAAAUUAAUAGAAAAAACGUAAAAGAAAGAUUACGAUAUUCUUUUAUGUGGUUUUUUUGCCCUUAACUUGUGCUUGAAAGGAUAGUAUUCAUAGUUAGGUACCCUAAAUACUGAGACAAAACAGCUUUACGAAAAGGUAUUCGUCUUGAAGAAUGUAAUCUAAUUCUAUUGAACUGUCAAUUCCUUCACAAUUAUAAAUUCCAAUAAUGCUGUUUGUUUUCACUUCAUUAGUACUUGAUCGUACCUCAAAACAUACCUCCACUGAAGACUCAGGAGCAGCUUGAUUAUUCUGAAUUUCUUCGUCUAAAAUCAUUUCUUCCUUUCAUUUUGAAACUAAAAAUGUCUCUAACUCAAGCAUUUUGGGGACUUAUUGCCAAGUAUAUGAUUGACUAUGGUUUGACCGCCGAACCAGAUCAAGUAUUGCAAAAAGUAGAGCAGGUCGGUAAGAAUAUUGAGCAAUAUGAAUCUUCAUUUUUCAAGUCUCUGUACAGAAGGAAACAACCUUUUUCGCUUCCAUCUGUAAUCAAUAUUUUAACACUCAUUCUCAUUCUAUACAUGUCCUUGGUCAUAGUUAACAGAGCUACUCGAAUUGCAUUAGCACUUUUCAAAACAUUAGCUACUAUCUCCUUUUUGUUGCUAAUGGUUUGUCUCGGUGUCUACUGGUUCCUGAAUAGUCAAUAAUUCUUCAACACUGCCUAUGAGACUUAUUGUUACGAACAGUCUUACAGGCAGCUCAUCGAUAUUAUUUUCUUCUUUGCAUCCUUAAAAAAUUUUCGAUUGUAAGUAUAAUUGUCAGGUUCUGUUCGGCGUCAUACAGCCCGGAAGCCUUGAAAUUAAUGAACCAAAAAAAGAAUAAAAAGAAUCCCACCCUUCUCCAACCGAAAGCGCCUAGGCUCAAAGUUGUCUUUAACAAUGUUCCCUUAGUUUAAAAUAUCUAUAUUGUAUCGUCUUUGCUUUUACAUGUUUUAUACUGGUUAAGAUCAUCUACAAAAUACAUGAAUUUCGUUUACGCAAAAACAGUA
Molecule: messenger RNA, 4584 nt
Organism: Schizosaccharomyces cryophilus OY26
Lineage: Eukaryota; Fungi; Ascomycota; Schizosaccharomycetes; Schizosaccharomycetales; Schizosaccharomycetaceae
Product: nuclear membrane organization protein Apq12
Exons: 1
Coding region: 3902-4243 (113 amino acids)
Source: RefSeq, a predicted model, not a curated record